GGGAUUGACUUCGUUUGCAUAUGGUCCGAAGUUUGGUGAUGUAGACGAUACUGGGCGUGCCUAAAUUAGUUCUAAUUAAUGCAACACGUCGCAGUUAGAAUUCCUGUCUUAGACAUGAAUUAACUCUGUGGAGACUAUCGAAAUGGACUUCACACUGUGUCUGUGCCUAGUUUUAGUCACUUUCAAGAUUUCAAGCGGAACACAUCGUCAAGGUAAACCGGAUUGGUUUGGAAAUGCCCAGCGUGAACUACAUGAAGCCAUUACUCGAAAUCACAACACCAAUAAAGCGAAAAACGUCAUUCUGUUCAUCGGGGACGGCAUGGGGAUGUCCACCAUCACGGCGGCCAGGAUUCUCAGGGGACAGUUGAACGGAAGUCCCGGAGAAGAAAACUUGUUGGAAUUUGAAAAGUUUCCUCAUGUUGGUCUCACAAAGGUAUAUUCCAGCGACAGACAAACGCCGGAUUCAGCAGCAACUGCAACUGCGCUUCUAUGUGGAGUCAAAACAAACUCGCAUUUGAUUGGAUUAGACGAUUCGGCAGUUGUGGGAAACUGCACCAGUCAACUUGGCGCCGAAAUAAACUGCAUGAAUGACUGGUUUGAAGAGCAAGGUAGAUCCAUGGGAAUUGUCACCAACACAAAAAUAACACACGCUACUCCGGCUGCUGGCUAUGCGCACGCAGCUAGUCGUGUUUGGGAAGGCGAUGUACAUAUGCAAGGGAUCACUGGUGACUGCAAAGAUAUCGCUCAUCAACUGAUCUACAAUAACUCAAAUAUCCAGGUUUUGUUUGGUGGAGGAAGACAAUAUUUCAUCAGCAACCGACAAAAGGAUCCCCAGUACGGUGACCACUUUAUAUCAUUUCAACGGCAGGACAAUCUAGAUUUAAUCGAGAUUUGGGGAAGAGACAAGAAGUGGCGAAGAUACACCCCGAAAUACGCGUGGAACAAGCAACAAUUUGAUGCAAUCGAUCCUGAUCAGACAGACUUUGCGCUGGGUCUGUUUAACUCCCAACAUAUGCAGUAUGAACUGGAUAGAGAUAAAACUCCUAAUGGAGAACCUUCGCUGGCGGAAAUGACGGACAAAGCCAUCAGAGUACUACAACAUAACGACAGGGGUUUCUUUCUCAUGGUGGAAGGAGGGCGGAUCGAUCACGGACACCACAACAACACGGCUAAAAGAGCUCUACAUGAAACUCUCGCCUUCGAGGAUGCGGUUAAAACAGCGUUAAAACUGACCAACUCCAGCGAUACUCUGAUAGUGGUAACAGCCGAUCAUUCUCACGUUUUCAACAUGGGAGGACAUUCAUACCGUGGAAAUGACAUACUGGGUGUUGUAAAUCCAAUUCCCCCUGAGGAACUGCCUGUGGACGGAAAUGCCUGGACAACGCUAAGCUAUGGCAACGGGCCUGGAUAUGACUGGGGUUUCCGGAAAGACCCCAAUACCGUCGACACAACACACAACAACUACAGACAAGUGAGUGCUGUCCCCUUACUUUACGAGACUCACAGCGGAGAGGACGUACCCGUCUACGCCACCGGACCAAUGGCGCACCUGUUUGACGGCGUGCACGAGCAGAAUUACAUCGCUCACGCCAUGGCGUAUGCCGCCUGUGUAGGCAUUAACAAGCAGCACUGUUUACAACAGUCUCAAAUCAAACCGUUAUUCACUCCCAUGACAUAACUGUGGUACACUCCGGUGUUUACUAACCCGAAAUGAUGACCGGGUAUUUUACAAUCCAGUAUUUAAAAUGUUAUGUACAAAAAUACUACAUUCACAGCCUAUCCAGAAAGGUAUUAGAUCAGUUAUGUGUCUUAUAUUUCGUGCCUUAUUAUCCAAUACAGUGUACAAUUUCACAUUUUAAUAUAAAUCUAAGGCUCUUGUUUCAAAUAUUAUUCAAGCAUGGAUUCAGCAAAAGCACCAUAAGGGAUUCUCAGCAACAAACAACAAAUUCUCAAACUAUUAUAUAUAUUUUACAUACAAGAUAAAUUUAUCAAUUCAUGGCCCCUGGAAUAGGAGAUGGGGUCACAAGGAGGAAAGUAAAUGGAAAAUACUAAAACUUUGAAAAUCUUUGUAAAAUUAUGCGAUUUUUCAUAUAUACCGGUCCUUUGUAUUCACUGUCAUUCAAAUAGCCAUUCUGAUACUAUGAUCGGGGCCACAAUCUUCUAUAAAGGCAAUAUGAGUACCAAGAUCAGCAUUAUAUGUACUUGGUAUAUGUUUGAAAGAAAUUACUGCCCCCACCUCUCCCGAGCCUUGUUGAGCGUAAAAUUUUGAAUGUAUAUCUAUGAGCAAGUCAACUUGGGCGUGAUUCAUGUAGUGUUUGUACAAUGUACUGUGAAAACCAUUCGCAAUUUGUUGUAGCAAUAUGUAAAGUUUACACUUGAAGGCUAUCAUAAAUUUUAAUUGAAUAUAUUUAUAUUGAAUUUAUCAGGAAAAAAUUGUAUACAUGAUAUUACAACUACAAAUAUAAAUGUAAAGUGUGUAAAAUGUUCACAAGUAAUACACGUCCAAACAAAACAAGAAUAAAUAAAUCUAUAUAAUGACUAAAAAAUGAAUUCAAACACCUGACAGAUUGACACAAACACGUAGCAUGACAACUUUAAGGUCAAGUCCAUUUGACUUUUUCAGAUUGGAUGAUAUUAGUACAAUUUGUUAAUUUCACUUCAAACAUGUAAGUUUUCAAAUGCUCAAUGAAGAACUAUGUAUAAUAUGCAAACAUUUAAAAAUAAAAUUAUUCUGAAACCUGCUGA
Messenger RNA from Ostrea edulis (European flat oyster), 2745 nucleotides. Its product is annotated as alkaline phosphatase, tissue-nonspecific isozyme-like. Gene Ontology annotation, biological process: dephosphorylation. Bases 143 to 1678 code for a protein of 511 amino acids. The record is from RefSeq and is a predicted model, not a curated record. The transcript has 10 exons. NCBI's taxonomy places the organism in Eukaryota, Metazoa, Mollusca, Bivalvia, Ostreida, Ostreidae. Gene Ontology annotation, molecular function: alkaline phosphatase activity.